Molecule: messenger RNA, 2673 nt
Organism: Paramecium tetraurelia
Lineage: Eukaryota; Ciliophora; Oligohymenophorea; Peniculida; Parameciidae
Exons: 6
Biological process (GO): positive regulation of gene expression
Molecular function (GO): protein binding
Source: RefSeq, a predicted model, not a curated record
AUGGAAGAAAUUCUUGAAAUUGUUCCAAAUACGAUAAAAUUCGAUUAUUAAAGUAGAGAAUAAACCAUCUCCAUCUAAAAUUUGACCCUUCAUUAUAUUCAAGUUAGAAUUGUUUCCCCAAAUCCUACUUUAUUUGCUAUAAUUCCUAAUAUUUUUUCAAUAGAACCUUGUACAACUACAGAUGUGGUUGUCAAAUUAAAUUUAGAUUUUAAAAUGAACUUUUACUCACUUAUUAUGAACAGAAAGUUAACUAUUUUUUAUUAUGAUGUUGACGAUGUUGAAGAGUUGGGUAAAAAUGAUAUGGAUUGGCAAAAAUUACCUUUUAAUUUUUUGGGGAGAAGUGAAAUUAAUGUUGACUAUAAUACCAACAGUGACAAAUAUCAAAUACUCAAGACGGAGAAGUCAAAAAAAUUUAUGGAAAGUGUUUAAAUAUUUUAAGCUUUGUUUAUAAAAUAAAAAAAUAUAUCUUUGAAUGAUGAAUACAAAAAGAUUUUAAUUGAUAAAUAUCUAGAAUUGCAUAACAAAUAUCAAACCUAUAAAAUAAUGGAAGAUAGCAUAAUUUUUAUAGGUAAUAAUUUAGAUUUUGAAAACGAAAUCUAUUGUAUUGAAAAUCAAUCUUAAAUUUAUUAUGUUUCCUCAUACAAACCAACCUAUUUAUAUAAUGCUUUUCCAUAACAUCCAAUUGAACCCCUAAGCCCAUAAAGCCAAAGAAAGAAAAGCUCAUAAUAACCUCUACAACUAUAAGAACCAAUAAAAUUACUCAAAACCGAAAGUGAGUAAAUCAAUCAACAUUCCUUAAUUGAUUUAUCUCCGGUCAAGUAAUUUUUUUCUGUAUUCACAUCGUCCAAACAAAAACACGACGAGACCAGCGAGUAAUAAGCUUAGGUGGAAUAACCAAUUAUUUAGCCCUAACUUAUCGAUCAAUAAAAAAUCUAGUAAUAAUAAUAAUAUGAAAUUAGGGAUUAAUAAUAAGUAGUAAGAUAAAAUGAUACAAAAACUAUAUAAGAGGAUAAGUAAUUGUAAUAAUAAUAGCAAUAAUAAUAACAAUAAUAAUAGCAAUAAUAAUAACAAUCACAAUAGUAAUAAUAACAAUAACAAUAGUAGUAAUAACAAUAAUAAUAGUAGUAAUAAUAAUAGCAAUAAUAGUAAUAAUAAUAAUAAUCAUCAAAACAACAACCUUAAUAAGCAAAGGUUUAAUAAAAGUUUUACAAUCAAGAGGCAAGUGUACCUGAAUCAAAUAGAAUAAAUAAAAGAUUACUUAAUGAUUAAAGUACAAAUAAUGGAUAAAAGACUGAAUAAAAGGCAUUGUCUAUAGAUGGGAGGAGAAGUCUGUAGAUAAUUGAUUAAAAGAAUUAGUAGAGAUUAAAUGAAACUGCUGAUUUGUCAUGGGAUCAAAAGGCCAAAAUUUAAUAACAAUAAAUGACUGCUCCUCCUGUAGAAUUCAAGGGAAUAGAUAAUAUUUAGAAUUAAUAAGCAUGCUACAAAAUCAAUGAAUUAGCUUAGCUAAAGACCUAUCAGCAAAUCACUGAUGUUUUACUCUUCAGAGAUGGCAAAUAUUUAAUAACAGUCGGUGAAAAGAAUGAUAUAAAAGUCUGGCAACUAUCCAUUAGAGGUCUUGUUGGAACGAUAAAGGAGCUUGAGAAUAAAAAGGAGAGAAAGAUUUUACUCAUAAAAGAAUGGAGGUAUGUAGAUCCAUCUGCUGAUGAGAAUUAUGAGUUUGAGUUGAAGGAUCCUAAGAAUGAAGGCAAAAGUUAAGAAUUAUUCACUCCAUACGAGACUGCUUAUAGAUUUGUUACUGGUUCAGAAGAUUAGAUUUUCAGGAUAUUUAAUUUGACAACUAUGACUUUGGAACAAUCAUUCAAUUCUAGAUUAUAGAUACCAACAGCAAUCACAUUUAUGCCCGAUAGAGGACUAUUCUGUAUAGGUGGUUAACCAUAUAAAACAAUAUUUGGAUAAAUCAGAAAAUAUAGAUCAAUUAGAUUCUUUUUGAUGAAGAAUUUAUAGGAGAAGCCAAAAUAUAAGAUAUUUUGUAAGUCAGAAGACGAAUAUCUAAGUCAGGUCAUCUAUAGUGAAAAUCCUAUCAACAUCCAAAAAGAGUAAUACCAUGCAAGAAUUAAUAAUAUAUUAGCAAUACAAAUCAUCAGAAGAAAUAGCUAAGGAAAGUAGAUUCUCCAAAGCGAUAGAAUUUUGUUUGUAUUUAUGGAUAGAAUGAAUUAAUGUACAGUUUUAUUGACAUUGGAAUGUGAAUCACUUAAAAUAAGAGGAAUUAAUGAUUUGAAAUAUCUAUACAAAGAAGGUGUUUUUGCUGUUAUUGAGGCUAAUGAUGUGGUUAGCGCAAAAAACACAAAAGUAGAGUAGAAUACUUAAAGAGUGGUUUUAAUAAAUUUAAAAUAAUUAUAAACCUCGCAGGGAAGAGAAAGUGGAAUAGAAUGCAAUUUAAUCUAAGAGUAAAGAUCUAAAUUAUCUGUAUAAAUCCUAGUAAAUCCUAUUUUGUUGGUCAUUCCAUAACCAAAGCAGAUCAUAUUUUAGAAUUUUAAUGGAGAAGACUAGAUUAUUCAUCCCUUAGAAAUUAAAGAUUCUAAGUAGUAGCUUAAUUUUAAUUAUCUAAAUACUCUAAAUAAUUAUGUAAUAUCAAUAGUAGAUGAUAUAAUUUAAGUUAUAUCAAUUAUUUGA